Actinia tenebrosa (Australian red waratah sea anemone) is the source of this 977-nucleotide messenger RNA. RefSeq lists its product as uncharacterized. The record is from RefSeq and is a predicted model, not a curated record. NCBI's taxonomy places the organism in Eukaryota, Metazoa, Cnidaria, Anthozoa, Actiniaria, Actiniidae.
AACAAAGACGUGCUCGAUCUGAUGCACUCCGGUAUGGAGUUGAUUUUGGGUGUUGGUUUCAGCGUUGGCUUUUGGUCGAAAGUUGUUGUUUGGAGUCUUUGAAAUAGAGGAGAAAAUGGCGGCAAACACAUGGCAUUUUCAAGUACGAAGUUCGUGCUUCGAUCAAACCAAGCAAAAUCCCUCAGAGAAAUAAGGAAGCCCAUCUACUACGAAAAACCAUUCUGUAACCUACCUCAACCACCACAUGAAGCCCAGCUACUACAAAGACCCAUUCAGUAUUCUCUACAACAACAGGAAGCCCAAUUACUACAAAGACUCAUUCUGUACCACCCUCAACCACCACAUGAAGCCCAGCUAAUACAAAAACCCAUUCAGUAUUCUCAACAACCACAGGAAGCCCAAUUACUACAAAGACUCAUUCUGUACCACCCUCAACAACCACAGGAAACCCAACUACUACAAAGACUCAUUCUGUACCACCCUCGACCACCACAGGAAACCCAGCUACUACAAAGACCCAUUCUGUACCACCCUCUAAACCCACAGGAAACCCAACUACUACAAAGACUCAUUCUGUACCACACUCAACCACCACAGCAAGCCCAACUACUACAAAGACCCAUUCUGUACCACCCUUUAUCACCCCAGGAAGCCCGAGGCCAUCCCCAAGAAGAUCUAGUUUCUUGACAACACCCAACCUCGUCUACAUCUACUCAGUGGUUGGGACCCUAUCUUUCAUCAUUUUCUUCAUGAUAAUCUAUUUCAUUGCCCAAUGUCUACGGCGUGCUCACCCUGUGGUAUGCUCCUGGCCACAAGUCAUGGAGUUAAGGACCCUCCACCCUUGGUUUAGCAUUGUAAGCAGUGACUCACCUUUGACAAAAGUUGUGCAAAGCAGCAAUGAGGAGGUGAUUUUUUCUUCACCUGCUAUUAAGUUUGCUAAAUUUUUUUAUUUAACAUUAAUCAUUCAUAUCUCGAAU